AGCGGAAGGCAAAAGAAGAAACUGUAUCCCAGGCGUUCAAAUGUAAUAUUCUUUUGAAAGGGCAAUUCUUCCCCCUAAGCUGCGUCAUCCUGUGGAGGAAAUAUUCUCAUUUAACCAACUCAAGUCCUAUUUAUUAUUUUUUAAGGAGUUGGUCUCCCCUGGUGACUCAUGAGAGUGAGGAAUUUCUAAGGAAUCUGCUGGCCAGAAAAAAAAAACAUGCUGAGAACAGUGAUGAAUCUUCCUUGAAUUAUCUGCUUACCCAAAGAAAGGCUGAAAAAUGUCACAGCAGCUGGUAAAAGAAGCCUUUCUAAGUAAUCUAAAUGGAACGACAUUACUUGAAAUUUCUGUUGGCUUACCUCUUGCACCAUUAUGUAUUCUCACUAGAGGACUGCUCCUAAUUUUGUACUUUCUCCACAAUGGAAGAUCUUUAUGCUCAAUGUAUGGUAAUUUUUUUCUAGACUUCACUGUUUUAAUCGUCCCGCCAGUACUUUCCUAUACAAUUUUAGCUUCCAUAUUCCCUUUUGUGAUCCUCUCCAUUAUGGCAUUCUGCACAGGCUUGAUUUUUCUCAUUUAUACUAAGCGGACAAAUUAUGCCCAAGUGUCUCUUAAGCAAAUCUUAGAUGAUUUUCUGAGAACCAACUUGGACCCAGAAUACAUUCCUGCCAUAACUUCGCUUCGAGUGUUCAUCAAUUUAUGGACAUCCAUUAAUAUCCUGGCUGUAGACUUCCCACAGUAUCCCCGGAGGUAUGCCAAAACGGAGUCUUAUGGGACAGGAGUGAUGGAUUUGGGAGUUGGAAUAUUUGUUUUUGGAAAUGGUGUGGUUUGUCCAGAAGUUCGGCUGAAGCCUGGUACAAUGCAACACAAAUUCUUUUAUCUCAUAAGGCAGUUGUUGACCGUAUGGCCCCUCCUUCUCCUUGGCUUUGGACGACUAAUGAGUGUUAAAGCAGCUGACUAUUAUGAGCAUGUCACCGAAUAUGGUGUGCACUGGAACUUUUUCUUCACUUUAGCUGCUAUACGAAUGGGUGCAUCACUCCUUCUGACUGUAUUCCCCGUACACAAAGCCUGGAUAGCCUCAGUAAUGUUAGCUGUGGUUUAUGAAUGCUUUCUCGAGAUUACACCUCUGAAGAUGUUUAUUUUGCAUGGAAGCAAUGGGCAAGAUUCAAGGACUGGUUUUCUAAAUGCCAACAGAGAGGGCAUAUUUUCUGUCAUCGGUUACCUUGCUAUCUACAUGGCUAGUGUACAAGUAGGUUUAUAUUUAUUAGGAAAAAGAACAGCAAGAGGGUGGCUUAAAAUAAUCUGCUACUUUUUACUGGGCAUUUUUCUCCUUUUUACAUGUCUCUACUUUGCUCAGGUAUACAUUGACACUGUGUCCCGACGAUUGGCAAACCUUUCUUUUUGCAUAUGGAUUAUUGCUAGUUGCUUGGUCCCCUUUAGUUGCUUUUUAGUGGUUGAUCUUAUUCUCGUAUUCACAAAGCUGAUUGUGGGUGGGGCUGAUAUUCCUAGUAGUUGGAACAUUUUGCACUCAUCACCAUAUAAAAAAUCUGAUUUGGAAUUUCGGCACAGAAAAAACGAAUCUCAGAGUAUGUGCAUGAUCAAUGCUGUGAACAAAAACCAGCUUCUGCACUUUUUGCUAGCCAAUGUUUUAACUGGUCUUGUAAAUAUGCACGUUGAUACAGUGCACAGCAGCACACUCUCUGCCAUGUUAAUUCUACAUUUGUAUAUGUUUACAAACUGUUUAGUUAUGUAUAUGUUACAAGCAAAAAAUAUAAUUUUAAAAUGGUGGUAAUUUACAAAACUGCAGGACAUACAGUAUCUAGGCAGACCCCAAGCAUGAACAUUGACUUGAAGGGACAAAAAUAUUGCCAAUAAAAAUGAUACAAGCUGCAAUGCCUUUAUAAAAUAUAAAGCCUUGGGUCUUUUUGGAUAUACACGCAUAAGGUGGUAUAUUGUUUUUAACUGGGAUAUUUAAUACCCCAUUUCUGACUAUUGGGAAAUGGAAUUAUUUUAAGCAAGAGAAGACUUCUUGUCAAUAAUGUGACACACUUUUAUGACAAUAUGAAAUAUAAAAACCAUUAUCACUG
This is a messenger RNA of Thamnophis sirtalis, 2081 nucleotides long. RefSeq names its product phosphatidylinositol glycan anchor biosynthesis class W (gene PIGW). The record is from RefSeq and is a predicted model, not a curated record. Gene Ontology annotation, molecular function: glucosaminyl-phosphatidylinositol O-acyltransferase activity. NCBI's taxonomy places the organism in Eukaryota, Metazoa, Chordata, Lepidosauria, Squamata, Natricidae. Gene Ontology annotation, cellular component: endoplasmic reticulum; membrane. Gene Ontology annotation, biological process: protein localization to plasma membrane; GPI anchor biosynthetic process.